AUGCCGCAGGUCACUGCAUUUGUCGUCAUUGCCUGGUUAUUGAUCCGGAUCAGUGCCACAACUAGUGUGGUACCAACCUAUAAUUUUCCCACUAAUUGCAAUGCGAGUUGCCAGCGGAGUAUCGAAGAAGCCCUAGCAGUGGAUCGGGCAGGUUGGGUAAAUCCCAAUGUAUCAACGGACCCUUUCUACACAAACCCGACGAACCUUUCCGAUUAUGCUGCGGGUGAAAUCAUCAGAUGGGAGGAUGUACCCAGCAAGGCAUUCACGACCAUUGACUAUGAGACGCCUCCCGCGACCACUUUGUCGCGGUUCCUCUACAUGACGGAAGACAUCGACGGCAACCCUAUUCCAGCAAGUGGGUUCUUAUUACUACCGUUCACGAAUCAAGAUGGUAAAUCAAAGCCCCUUCGGACAGUCGUGUGGACCCACGGAACUGCAGGAAUCACCCGUCAAUGUGCACCGUCGAAUAAUAAAAAGCUAUACUACGAAUGGGAGGGCCCUUUCGCGUUGGUACAACAGGGAUACGCGGUCAUCGCACCUGAUUACGCCGGGCAGGGCAGUGAUAUCCCCAUGGGCUUUAUGUAUGAGUCUGGUGCGAUGCACGCUAAGGAUGUGAGCUUUGCUCUCAAAGCUGUGCGGUCAAUGCUACAGGAUCGGAUCACCCAUGAAUGGGUAGUGGUUGGUCAUAGCGAGGGUGGUAUGACUGCAUGGCGCGUCAAUGAACGAGAAAGAUACAAUGCAACUGGAGGCUUUCUAGGCGCAGUUUCAGGUGCUCCGGCGCUUCGUCCACUUUCCCUUAUUCCGCAAUCAUGGCGUCUCGCUGGCGACGGGCCCGUCCACGAUGUUGUAUCAAUAUUCGUCUUGCAAUCCAUUUCCCGAUUGUAUGAAUUGGUAAAACUUGAGGACUACAUCAGCGAUAUUGUUGCAAGCCGAAUUCCACUUGCUCAACAGGGAUGUCUGGCAGCGGGUGGAGUAGUCUAUGGGAACCUAACACUGCCCGAGCUUUACAAGAAUACCAGUUGGAUUGAACACCCUGACGUUGUGGACUGGCAAAAGCGCUUUAACGGAGCGGGUCCUUAUGAAUUGGCGGCUCCUAUGCUGGUCCUCCAGGGUACGGGCGAUGAACUGGUCUAUGCGAACUUGACUGAGUGGGACUAUGAUCAGACGUGCAAGACAUUCCCUCAUAGUAUGAUGCAACUGUAUAUGUAUCCCGAGCUUAACCACGACUUUGCUUUCAUUGCUGGUCAGGCGCAGUAUCUACCGUGGGUCAAGGACAGAUUUGAACAUGUAUCGCUUACUCAAGCAUGUAACAAGACUACAGUUGGACUAUCUGGGCCGGCUUAA
Messenger RNA from Aspergillus alliaceus, 1344 nucleotides. RefSeq names its product alpha/beta hydrolase family protein. Bases 1 to 1344 code for a protein of 447 amino acids. Gene Ontology annotation, molecular function: triacylglycerol lipase activity. The record is from RefSeq and is a predicted model, not a curated record. Gene Ontology annotation, biological process: lipid catabolic process. The transcript has a single exon. NCBI's taxonomy places the organism in Eukaryota, Fungi, Ascomycota, Eurotiomycetes, Eurotiales, Aspergillaceae.